Molecule: messenger RNA, 2410 nt
Organism: Loxodonta africana (African savanna elephant)
Lineage: Eukaryota; Metazoa; Chordata; Mammalia; Proboscidea; Elephantidae
Gene: FBXW5
Product: F-box and WD repeat domain containing 5
Exons: 9
Coding region: 141-1838 (565 amino acids)
Biological process (GO): protein ubiquitination
Cellular component (GO): SCF ubiquitin ligase complex; Cul4-RING E3 ubiquitin ligase complex
Molecular function (GO): protein binding
Source: RefSeq, a predicted model, not a curated record
GCCGGGCGGGGACGGGCGGCGGCCGACAGCGGCUGCCGUUGCCCGCCGCUCGGCCCUCCGGAGGGGCGGCCCCGGCUACGCGCCCGGAGCCCCGGGCGGACGGCGGGAGCGCGCAGGACCGUCUGGGACAGAAUGUCACGAUGGACGAGGGCGGCGCGCCCCUGCUCCCCGACAGCCUCGUCUACCAUAUCUUCCUGAACCUGGGCCCCGCAGACGUGCUGGCCGCGGGCCUGGUGUGCCGCCAGUGGCAGGCUGUGUCCCGGGAUGAGUUCCUUUGGAGGGAGCAGUUCUACCGAUACUACCAGGUGGCGCGGGACGUGCCCCGACACCCAGCUGCCACGUCCUGGUAUGAGGAGUUUCGGCGACUGUAUGACACUGUGCCCUGCGUGGAGGUACAGACGCUGAAGGAACACACGGACCAGGUCCUGCACCUCAGCUUUUCCCAUUCAGGUUGCCAGUUUGCCUCUUGCUCCAAGGACUGUACUGUGAAGAUCUGGAGCAACGACCUGGUGGUCUCACUGCUACACAGUGCUGACAUGCGGCCCUACAACUGGAGCUACACCCAGUUCUCCCAGUUCAACAUGGACGACUCACUGCUGUUGGUGUCGGGCGUGUUCCUGGGGCCCCACAACUCCUCAUCAGGCGAGAUCACUGUCAUCAGCCUGGACACUUUCGCCCUGCUGUCCCGUGUGCGCAACAAGCCCUACGACGUGUUUGGCUGCUGGCUCACUGAGACCAGCCUCAUCUCGGGGAACCUGCACCGGAUUGGUGAGAUCACCUCGUGCUCGGUGCUCUGGCUCAACAACGCCUUCCAGGACGUGGAGUCGGAGAACGUGAACGUGGUGAAGCGGCUCUUCAAGAUUCAGAACCUCAACGCUAGCACUAUCCGCACGGUCAUGGUGGCUGACUGCAGCCGCUUCGACAGCCCCGACCUGCUACUGGAUGCCGGCAGCCCAGCAGCACCCUCCUGCCAGGUCUUUGACCUUGGCAGCAACAGUGAGGAUGAGGCACCGGCCCCGGGACGGGCUAAGGAGGGCCUGCGGCGCUUCCUUGACGACAUCCUGGACGGGCGGGUGCGGCCCCCGCUGUCUGAUAAUGUGUUGGAGACCAGGGUGGCCGAGCUGCUGGCCCAGGGCCACACCAGGCCCCCUGAGCCAGUGGCCAGUGACAGGAACAAAUAUCUAAUCUUCACUACAGGCUGCCUCACCUAUUCGCCACACCAGAUCGGCAUCAAGCAGAUCCUGCCACACCAGAUGACGACUGCGGGGCCAGUGCUGGGGGAGGAGCGGGGCGCUGACGAGUUCUUCGACUCGCUGGACCAUGUCAUCGACGUGCACGGGCACAUCAUUGGGAUGGGGCUGUCGCCCGACCACAGGUACCUGUAUGUGAACAGCCGCUCGUGGCCCAGUGGUGCAGUGGUGGCCGACCCCAUGCAGCCGCCACCCAUCGCUGAGGAGAUAGACCUGCACGUGUUCGACCUCAAGACCAUGCAGGAGGUAAAGCGGGCCCUGCGUGCCCACCGCGCCUACACGCCCAACGACGAGUGCUUCUUCAUUUUUCUUGACGUCAGCAGGGACUUCGUAGCCAGUGGGGCUGAGGACCGGCAUGGCUACAUCUGGGACCGUCACUACAACAUCUGCUUGGCCAAACUGCGGCAUGAGGACGUCGUCAACUCGGUGGCCUUCAGCCCUCGGGAGCAGGAGCUCCUGCUAACAGCCAGUGAUGAUGCCACCAUCAAGGCCUGGCGCUCGCCCCGCACCGUGCGUGCCCUCCAGGCCCCGCGCCCGCGCCCGCGCCCACGCCCCUUUUUCUCUUGGUUUGCCAGCCAGAGGCGUUGACCAGCACUUCUGGCAGGUGAGGCGGCAGCAGCCCUGGGUGUCCUCGAGCUGCCUGGACCCCACUGAGGACAUCAUGGGCCCCUUUCUCAGCUGAGCUGCUGCCCAGGCAUGUGAGGGCUGUGGCAACAGGGCAGCCUGACCCCAACACUCAUGCACAGGUACCCCACUGCACCGCUGUGACACUCAGCACCUGGGGUCUGGUCACCCCACCCGUAUAUCUGCCUCCUGCUGGCCCCAAGGCGCACAGGGUGGGGCCACUCCUCCGAGGGGACUGGAGGACACGCUGAGCUGGGGCCCUCAGCCAGGGCCUGUGGUCUGGUUCCCAGGCAUAGCAUCACGUGGCAGACAAGCCCCCCGAUGGUCCAUGGGGCCAGCCUGCUGGGUGGCAGCACUUUAUAGGAUCCGACUACCCUGGGCCCACGGCCCCUCCUCCGAUCACCUGGCCCAACCAGCAUCUGGGGGAGGAGCAGGUCAGUCGGCCACAGGCCCAGGCCCAUCUGGCACACUGGAGUGUACCACAUGUCACUUGUACACUUGUCACCUGUCCUCUGAAUAAACAGUUGGCAACAGCA